Messenger RNA from Dioscorea cayenensis subsp. rotundata (Guinea yam), 2301 nucleotides. Its product is annotated as acyl-coenzyme A oxidase, peroxisomal. Gene Ontology annotation, biological process: fatty acid beta-oxidation using acyl-CoA oxidase; lipid homeostasis. The record is from RefSeq and is a predicted model, not a curated record. The coding region runs from base 45 to 2108 and encodes 687 amino acids. The transcript is spliced from 7 exons. Gene Ontology annotation, cellular component: peroxisome. Lineage: Eukaryota; Viridiplantae; Streptophyta; Magnoliopsida; Dioscoreales; Dioscoreaceae. Gene Ontology annotation, molecular function: FAD binding; fatty acid binding; acyl-CoA oxidase activity.
AACUCCCCACCGCUUCUUGCAACAGCGAAGUCACCCACCCACCGAUGGAAUCCGAUCGAACGGCCGAUGAGACCGCACAACGCGCCCUCCGUCGGAUCCAACGGCUCUCCCUUCAUCUCUCCCACCCGUCCUCCCCAUCCAACGGCCUCGAUCUUCUCUACCAAUCUCAGUGCUCCGGCGGCCGUCGGCCGCCGGUGGUGAACAGGGCUGAGCUGACGGAGUUCAUGAGAGGCCCGCAUCGUGAGAUCCAGGAACGGCUUUUCGAGUUCUUCAACGCCCGGCCGGAGCUCCAGACCCCGGUGGAGAUCUCCAUGGCCGAGCACCGUGAGCUCUGUAUGCGGCAGCUCACUGCGCUGGUUCGCGAGGCUGGGGUCAGACCUUUGAAGUUCGUGCUCGAGGAUCCCUCUUUGUACUUCUCUAUCUUGGAGACCGCUGGUGGGAUCGACAUCUCGCUCGGGAUCAAGAUGGGUGUGCAGUAUAGCUUGUGGGGAGGCUCAGUAAUGAAUUUAGGAACAGAAAAGCACAAGGAUAAGUACUUCAAUAAAAUUGACAGUUUGGAAUACCCUGGAUGCUUUGCCAUGACAGAACUUCAUCAUGGAUCCAAUGUACAAGGCCUCCAGACGACUGCUACUUUUGAUCCUAUCACUGAUGAGUUUGUGAUCAACACACCUAAUGAUGGGGCAAUUAAAUGGUGGAUUGGUAACGCUGCAGUUCAUGGAAAGUUUGCUACAGUUUUUGCAAGGUUGAUUCUGCCUUUGCAAGGAGAAGGAGGUGCUCCUGCUGAUAUGGGUGUUCAUGCGUUCAUUGUUCCUAUCAGAGAUAUGGACACCCAUUGCACUCUUCCUGGAAUCGAGAUUCAUGAUUGUGGACACAAAAUUGGUCUGAAUGGCGUGGAUAAUGGGGCACUGAGGUUUUGCUCUGUGAGGAUUCCUCGGGAUAAUCUCCUUAACAGAUUCGGUGAUGUCUCACGUGAUGGUAAAUAUACUAGUAGUCUUCCAACUAUUAAUAAGAGGUUUGCUGCUACUUUAGGAGAACUUGUCGGAGGGAGAGUCGGUCUUGCAUUCUCCUCUGUAAGUGUUCUCAAAGUUGCUACCACUAUUGCUGUGAGAUACUCACUCCUUCGGCAGCAAUUUGGUCCUCCAAAGCAGCCGGAAAUCAGUAUAUUGGAUUACCAAUCUCAGCAACACAAACUCAUGCCAAUGCUUGCUUCAGCAUAUGCUUUCCACUUUGCAACUCGGUAUUUGGUUGAUAGGUAUUCCGAGAUGAAGAAAUCACAUGAUGAUGAGGUUGUUGGUGAUGUUCAUGCUCUAUCAGCAGGUCUGAAGGCGUAUAUUACAUCAUACACAGCCAAAUCUUUGAGUGUAUGCAGAGAAGCCUGUGGUGGCCAUGGGUAUGCAGCUGUGAAUAGGUUCGGUAUUCUUCGAAAUGAUCAUGAUAUAUUCCAGACAUUUGAAGGCGACAACACCGUUCUUCUGCAGCAGGUUGCCAUUGAUCUAUUGAAACAAUACAAGGAGAAGUUUCGAGGAGGGACUCUUACUGUGACAUGGAACUACUUGAGAGAGUCUAUGUCAGCAUACUUAUCACAGCCUAAUCCUGUAACAGUUCGGUGGGAAGGAGAAGACCAUUUACGAGAUCCCAACUUCCAGCUAGAUGCUUUUAGAUACCGAACUUCUCGUUUGCUUCAAAGCGUUGCUGUAAGACUUCGGAAGCACUCCAAGACGCUAGGAGGUUUUGGUGCAUGGAACCGAUGCCUAAAUCAUCUUCUGACACUCGCAGAAUCACAUAUUGAGUCAGUGAUUCUUGCGAGGUUUAUCGAGUGUGUAAAGAGCUGCCCAAACAAGAACACCCGUGAUACUCUGAAGCUUGUUUGUGAUCUUUAUGCAUUGGACCGAAUCUUGAACGACAUAGGGACAUAUCGCAACGUUGAUUAUAUAUCUCCAAAUAAAGCUAAAGCAAUUAACAAGCUGACAGAAUUCCUGAGUUUCCAAGUGAGAUUAAUUGCUAGAGAACUCGUUGAUGCAUUUGAUUUUCCAGAUCUCAUCACUCGAGCUCCGAUCGGCAUGCAGUCUGAAGCAUACGCACAGUAUACCCAAUAUGUUGGAUUCUAGUCAAGCUUUAAGAACUCUCCAAUUUCUAACACAUACACAAUAAACACACUGCUUUUCAUAUGCUUCAUAAAUACUUCCAUCUUGUAGGUUUAUAACAAGAUGUGAUGAUGAACUUGGAACUGUGCAUUAACUUGGAUAUGUCUUUAUGUGUUUGUGGAUUCAUUGCUGAUAAGGAUUGAUAAUUUGAUAUUAA